AUGGGGUUGGGUUUGAGUGGAGCUGCCCAGUGGGGGUGUGGCUUGCGGCGGGCCACGCCCCCCCGCAGGCGGAGCCCCGCCUGCUUUGUACCCAUGGAUGCUGAGCUGAGGGGGUGUGGCCAGUGCGAGCUGUACCACUGGGUGGAUCUCCUGGAUCGUUUUGAUGGAAUCUUGGCGGAAGCGGGUCGACCGGUGGAAAACAUGUCCUGGAUGUUGGCCUGUGACCGCCCAGAACGAGAGCAGCUGAAAGCUCUUCUCCUGGCUCUCCUCAAUUUCACCGCUCUCCUCAUCGAGUACAGCUUCUCCCGUCACCUUUACAGCUCCAUCGAGCACCUGACAACACUGCUGGCCUCCUCGGACAUGCAAGUGGUGUUGGCGGUGCUCAACCUCCUCUACGUCUUCAGCAAACGUUCCAAUUAUAUCACCCGGUUGGGGUCCGACAAACGAAGCCCCCUCCUCUCCCGCCUUCAGCACCUGGCUGAGAGUUGGGGUGGAAAAGAGAAUGGAUUUGGGUUGGCUGAGUGCUGUCGGGACCUCCACAUGCUGAAGUACCCCCCCAGCGCCACCACUCUCCACUUCGAGUUCUACGCCGAGCCAGGCGUCGAGGUGAAGGUGGACAAGCGGGCCACCAGCACCACCCUACACUACAUUCACAUCGAGCAGCUGGACAAGAUUUCGGAGAGCCCCUCGGAGAUCAUGGAGUCCCUCACCAAGAUGUACAGCAUCCCCAAAGACAAGCAGAUGCUCCUUUUCACUCACAUCCGCCUGGCCCACGGCUUCUCCAACCACAAGAAACGACUACAAGCGGUGCAAGCCCGGCUCCACGCUAUCUCCAUUUUGGUGUAUUCCAACGCCUUGCAGGAGUCGGCCAACAGCAUUUUGUACAACGGCCUCAUUGAAGAAUUGGUGGACGUUCUCCAGAUCACCGACAAGCAAUUAAUGGACAUCAAGGCAGCUUCUUUGCGGACCCUCACCUCCAUUGUGCAUCUGGAGCGAACCCCAAAACUCAGCAGCAUCAUCGAUUGUACCGGCACCGCUUCUUAUCACGGUUUUCUUCCUGUGUUAGUCCGGAAUUGUAUCCAAGCCAUGAUCGACCCCUCCAUGGAGCCCUAUCCCCACCAGUUCGCCACCGCUCUCUUCUCCUUCCUCUACCACUUGGCCAGCUACGACGCUGGCGGCGAAGCUUUGGUUUCCUGUGGCAUGAUGGAAGCAUUGUUAAAGGUCAUCAAGUUCCUGGGGGAUGAGCAGGAUCAAAUCACCUUUGUCACCCGAGCCGUGCGGGUGGUGGAUCUCAUCACCAACCUUGACAUGGCCGCCUUCCAGUCACACAGCGGCCUCUCCAUCUUCAUCUACCGCCUCGAGCACGAGGUGGAUCUGUGCCGUCGUGAGUGUCCCUUUGUCAUCAAGCCCAAGGUGCAGCGUCCCCCCGCCGCCGCCCUCCCCGAGGGCGAGGAGAUGGAGACAGACAUGGAGGUGACGGAUGUGGCCAUGGAGAGCAGCCCCGGUCCUUCGAGCGAAACCCGACAGGAUCCGGCGCCGCCGGCAAACACUGCCACCGCCGUGCCCAGCACCAGCACCACCGCUGCCUCUUCCCCGCGCGGUGGAGUCCAGUGCAUCCCCCAACGCGCCGCCUUGCUCAAAUCCAUGCUGAAUUUCCUCAAAAAAGCCAUCCAAGAUCCCGCUUUCUCCGACGGCAUCCGCCACGUGAUGGACGGCUCGCUGCCCACCUCCCUGAAGCACAUCAUCAGCAACGCCGAAUAUUACGGCCCUUCGCUCUUCCUCCUGGCGACCGAGGUGGUGACGGUCUUCGUGUUCCAGGAGCCUUCGCUGCUCUCCUCCCUGCAGGACAACGGCCUCACCGAUGUCAUGCUCCACGCUCUCCUCAUCAAAGACGUACCAGCUACUCGAGAGGUUUUAGGUUCGUUACCCAACGUUUUCAGCGCUCUUUGUCUCAAUGCCCGGGGUCUGCAAUCCUUCGUUCAGUGCCAACCCUUCGAGCGCCUCUUCAAGGUGCUGCUCUCCCCCGAUUACCUGCCUGCCAUGCGACGACGACGCAGUUCCGACCCCCUCGGAGACACAGCCUCCAACCUGGGCAGCGCCGUGGACGAGCUGAUGCGGCACCAACCCACCCUAAAGACUGAUGCCACCACUGCCAUCAUCAAGCUUUUAGAGGAGAUUUGCAGUUUGGGCCGGGAUCCCAAAUACAUUUGUCAGAAACCCUCGAUGCAAAAAGCAGAUGGGACAGCGGCGGCCCCCCCUCCUCGCUCCCCCCACGCUGCCGAAGAAGCUUCGAGUGAGGAUGAGGAGGAGGAAGAAGUUCAGGCCAUGCAGAGUUUCAGCGCUACCCAACAGAGUGAGACCGAACCCAGUCAGCAGGUGGUGGGCACGGAGGAGCGCAUCCCCAUCCCCCUGAUGGAUUAUAUUCUCAAUGUGAUGAAAUUCGUGGAGUCGAUCCUCAGCAACAACACAACGGACGAUCACUGCCAAGAAUUCGUGGCCCAACGGGGGUUGCGUCCCCUUGUCACAAUUCUGGGGCUCCCCAAUCUUCCUGUUGACUUCCCCACCUCUGCCGCUUGUCAGGCCGUAGCCGGAGUCUGCAAAUCUAUCCUGACGCUGUCUCACGAGCCAAAGGUGCUGCAGGAGGGUUUGCUGCAGCUGGAAGCGGUGCUGUCAGCACUGGAACCCCUCCACCGUCCCAUCGAGGCGCCGGGGGGGUCGGUGCUCUUGCGGGAGCUGGCGGGGGCCGGCAGCGUCCCCGAUGCCACCCUCUCAGCGCAAGCCACCCCCCUCCUUCACGCCCUCACCGCCGCUCACGCUUACAUCAUGAUGUUCGUCCACACGUGUCGCGUGGGGCAGAGUGAAAUCCGAGCAAUUUCGGUGAACCAGUGGGGAUCCCAGUUGGGAUUGAGCGUUUUGGGGAAACUGAGUCAGCUCUACUGCUCCUUGGUGUGGGAGAGCACCGUGCUGCUGUCGCUUUGUACCCCUAAUAGAGCGCACACAGUCGACAUGAGGAUCCUUUACACGCCGGGGAGGGAUAUGGGGCAUGCAGCAUUCACGUGCAUCAAGCAGCUGUGGAACCGGCGGCCGCUGAAGGUGUAUGGAGGUCGAAUGGCGGAAUCCAUGUUGGCUAUCCUCUGUCACAUCCUACGGGGAGAACCGCUCAUCCGGGAGCGCCUGGGUCGGGAACGGGAGGGCUCCCGGGGCGAGGAGGAAACAGGGGGCGAGGAAGGGGGACCCCGAAGAGAACCGCAGGUUAACCAGCAGCAGCUGCAGCAGCUGAUGGACAUGGGUUUCUCCCGGGAGCACGCCAUGGAGGCUCUGCUCAACACCAACACCAUGGAGCAAGCAACCGAAUACCUCCUCACCCACCCUCCCCCCCUCAUGGGGGGUGUGGUACGGGACCUGAGCAUGUCAGAGGAAGACCAGAUGAUGCGGGCCAUUGCUAUGUCCUUGGGUCAGGACAUCCCCAUGGACCAGCGGGCAGAGUCCCCCGAGGAGGCGGCCUGCCGCAAAGAAGAAGAAGAACGCCGUGCCCGCGAACGCCAAGAAGAAGAAGAAGCUAAAUGCCUGGAGAAAUUCGAAGGGGCCGAACCUUUGGAAGCGGCCGAGCUUUUGGCCUUCACUGACUCCAUGCUUCCCGGUUGUUCCCAACUCCUGGAUGAACUCCCCGACACAGUCUACCGCGUGUGCGACCUCAUCAUGACGGCCGUCAAACGCAACGGGGCUGCUUAUCGCGACUCUGUCCUCAAACAAGUGGUCAAACAGGUUUGGGAAGCGGCUGAUGUCCUCAUCAAGGCGGCAUUGCCCCUCACCACUAGCGAUACCAAAACGGUGUCAGAAUGGAUCAGUCAAAUGGCAACUUUACCUCAAGCUUCUAACUUGGCCACUCGGAUCCUUCUCCUCACCCUCCUCUUCGAGGAGCUGAAGCUGCCCUGCGCUCGGGUGGUGGAAUCAAGCUGCGUGUUGGAUGUCCUCAUCAAGCUGCUGGAGGUGGUGCAGCCCUGCCUGCAAGCCGCCAAGGAGCACAAGGAGGUGCAGACCCCCAAGUGGAUCACCCCAGUCCUGCUCCUCAUUGAUUUCUACGAGAAGACAGCUGUCUCUUCCAAGCGUAGGGCUCAGAUGAACAAGUAUCUCCAGGCAACUGGGAACAACUGGCGCUGGUUCGACGACCGCUCGGGUCGCUGGUGCAGCUACAGUGCCAGCAACAACAGCACCAUCGAUGCCGCGUGGCGUGCUGGCGAGACUAGUGUCCGCUUCACCGCUGGCCGCCGCCGCUAUACUGUCCAGUUCACCACCAUGGUGCAGGUGAACGAGGAGACGGGAAACAGGCGACCGGUGAUGUUGACACUGCUGCGAGCCCCCAGAUCCGGCAAGGGAGGGAAGGACGGUGCCGAAGGCGAGCGAGCGAGCGAGGAAGGACGGGAUCCGGAGGGAAGGGGCAAGGAGGAGCCCCCCGCCCCAGAGCCAACGUCGGAGGAGGAAGCCUCGGCAGCCCCAUCCUCAUCCUCCCCUUCCCCGUCCUCCACCUCCCCCUCCCCUGAGGAUCCCUCGGGAUGGUCGGAAGCUCCGGUGCGAGGUCUGGCAGAAGAAGCGGUACCGGCGGUUCUCCGAGCGUGCGUCAGUAUGUUGGGGGUACCAGUAGACCCCGAUACUCUUCAUGCCACUCUCCGUCUCUGCCUUCGUCUCACCCGACACCACAAGCACGCCCUCCUCUUCGCCGAGCUCCGCAGCACCCGCACCAUCCUGGGGCUCACCCAGAGCUCCGGCUUCACCGGCUUCACCCCUCUUGUCACCCUCCUUUUCCGGCACAUUAUCGAGGAUCCCUGCACCCUACGGCACACCAUGGAGAAGGUGGUGCGGUCGGCGGCCACCAGCGGAGCAGGCAGCACCACCUCGGGCGUGGUUUCAGGGAGCCUGGGCUCCCGAGAAGUCAACUACAUCCUUCGGGUGUUGGGUCCCGCUGCCUGCCGCAGCCCCAACGUCUUCACCGAGGUGGCCACUGGUUGUAUCCGUAUCGCCCUGCCGGCUCCCCGCGGAUCCGGCACCGCCUCAGACGAUGAAUUUGAGAACCUGCGGAUCAAGGGUCCCAAUGCAGUGCAGCUGGUGAAGACGACGCCGGUGAAGCCGGCAGCGCUGCCAGCGAUCCCUGACCCCAUCAAGGACGUCAUUUACGACAUGCUCAAUGCCCUGGCUGCCUAUCACGCGCCUGAAGAGGGUGAUAAGGGGGACCCCAAAAGCGCGGCCCCCAGUGAGGUCAGCCAGCUCCUCUCCGACAUCGGGGAUGACAUGUACCAGCAGUACCGCAGCCUGACGCGCCAGCCCGGUGACUUCGACCCCCCCGCUGGCUUCGCCAUCAAUGCCCAGGUCUUUGCUGCUGAUGGAGCUGCUGCAGAGACGCCGCCGUCAGGAACCCCCCAGGGAGAAGCAGCUAGCCCCGAGGAGGGCCGGGAGGGGCGGAAGGAGAAGGACGGGGAGCGCGGGGAAGAGCGGCAGCGAGCCAAGGGUUCCAAACCCCUCAUGCCCACCUCCACCAUCCUGCGGCUACUGGCUGAACUGGUGCGCUCCUACGUGGGCAUCGCCACCCUCAUCGCCAACUAUAGCUACACCGUGGGACAGUCCGAGCUCAUCAAAGAGGACUGUAGCGUGCUGGCCUUUGUCCUGGACCACCUCCUGCCCCACACGCAGAACGCCGAGGACAAGGACACGCCGGCGCUGGCCCGGCUCUUCCUGGCCAGUCUGGCAGCGGCAGGCAGCGGCACCGACGCCCAGGUGGCUUUGGUCAACGAGGUGAAGGCAGCCCUGGGACGGGCGCUGGCCAUGGCCGAGAGCACUGAGAAGCACGCCAGGCUCCAAGCCGUCAUGUGCAUCAUCAGUACCAUCAUGGAGUCCUGCCCCUCCACCUCCAGCUUCUACAGCAGCGCCACCAAGACCCAACACAACGGCAUGAACAACAUCAUCCGCCUCUUCCUCAAGAAGGGCUUGGUCAACGACUUGGCGAGAGUCCCUCACAGCCUUGAUCUCUCCAGCCCCAACAUGGCGAACACGGUGAACGCGGCGCUGAAGCCGCUGGAGACGCUGUCCCGCAUCGUCAACCAGCCCAGCGGCCUUUUCGGCACCAAGGGCUCCUCCAGCAAGAGCAAGGGCGAGGGGGCUGGGGGGGCACGGGAAGCCGGAGCUGCACCCCCCGAUGGAGAUUCCAUGAACAUCCUGGAUCCCGAAGACGAGGAAGAGCACACGCAGGAGGAAGACAGCAGUGGCAGCAAUGAGGAUGAGGAUGACAGCCAGGAUGAGGAGGAGGAGGAAGAAGAGGAAGAUGAAGAUGAUCAGGAUGAUGAGGAAGGGGAGGAAGGGGAGGAAGAGGAGGAUGACGAUGAUGGCUCUGAGAUGGAGCUGGAUGAAGAUUACCCCGACAUGAACGCCUCCCCCCUCGUCCGCUUCGAGCGCUUCGACCGCGACGAUGACCUCAUCAUCGAGUUCGACAACAUGUUCUCCAGCCCCACCGAUAUCCCCCCAUCCCCUGGGAACAUCCCAGCCAGUCACCCCCUCCUGGUCCGUCAUGCCGACCACGGUUCCCUGGGAUUGGGAACCGGAGCCGCCACCACCCGCCUGGCUCAGGGUUUGGGGCGCAGCCAACGUACCCUCCGGCAACUCACCGCCAACGCAGGUCACACCAUCCACGUCCACUAUCCCGGUGCUCGCCAGCCCAAUCCCCCCCUCAUCCUUCAGAGGGGCAUGGCCACAUCUCCCGGGGGAGGAGCCCGGCUGGGAUGGGUGUGCUUAUGGCAGGGGCGGGGCCUGAUGCUCAUCAAGGGCUGUGCGGCGGCUUUUAACCCCAUCGUGCCCGAACUCUGGGGGAGGCGUGGCCUCCACGGGAGGGGCGUGGCCCCCGGAAAGGGCAUGUCUAACGGCGGGGCGGGGCAGGUGCUGGCGCAGCAGCGAGCGGAGCAGCAGCGUCGGGAGCUGGCGCAGGCAACGAGUUCGGAUGCCCCCAUGGACCCGGUGACCUUUAUCCAAACGCUGCCCUCGGAACUGCGGCGUUCUGUGCUGGAGGACAUGGAGGACAGCGUCCUGGCCGUCAUGCCUCCCGACAUCGCCGCCGAGGCCCAGGCUCUCCGACGGGAACAGGAGGCCCGGCAACGGCAACUCAUGCACGAGAGGCUUUUCGGCCACUCCAGCACCUCCGCGCUCUCCGCCAUUCUCCGCAGCCCUGCCAAGAGCGCCAAGUCCCCGGGGCCGAAGGGACCCGAGGGGGGGGGCGGCAGUGGCAGUGCCGACCCCCGGAUGGCGGCGACGGGCUUGACUGAGAGCCAGCUCCAACUCUCCGUUGAGGUGCUGACGUCACACUCGUGCUCGGAAGAAGGGUUGGAGGACGCGGCCAACGUCCUCCUGCAGCUUUCGCGGGGGGACGCCGCCACCCGCGACACCGUCCUGCGCCUUUUGCUCAGCGGCGCCCGGCAGUUGGGGGCCACCCUCUGUCGACAGAUUGGGACCUUGCUGGCGGAAUUACGGGAAUACAACUUGGAACAGCAACGACGGGCGCAGAGCGAGGCUCCUUCUCCCGAGGGGCUCCCUGAGGAGCAGCCCCCCAGCGCCAAGCUCAAGGGGAAGAUGCAGAGUCGGUUUGACACGGCGGAGAGCGUGGUGAUCGUGGCCUCACAGAAGCGGGCGCUGGGCGGGCGGGAGCUGCAGCUCCCCUCCAUGUCAGUCCUCACCUCCAAGACCUCGACGCAGCGCUUCUUCCUCCGCGUCCUGCAGGUCAUCAUCCAGCUCCGUGAUGACACCCGCCGCGCGCACAAGAAAGCUAAACAGGCCGGCCGCCUGGGUGCCGGGGGCCUCGGGGCGGCUGGCAGCAUCCAGGCAGCCGUCCGGCAGCUGGAGGCCGAGGCCGACGCCAUCAUACAAAUGGUACGUGAGGGCCAGAGGGCCCGGAGGCGGCAGCAGGCAGACACGGUUAGCACGGCCACCCACCGGACGGUGCUGAACCAAAUCCUGCGUCAAUCCACCACCCACUUGGCCGACGGUCCUUUUGCCGUCCUGGUUGACUACAUCCGCGUCCUCGACUUCGACGUCAAGCGCAAGUAUUUCCGACAGGAACUAGAGCGGCUGGAUGAGGGGUUGCGGAAGGAGGACAUGGCCGUCCACGUCCGUCGCGACCAUGUCUUUGAGGAUUCCUACCGCGAGCUGCACCGCAAAUCCCCUGAGGAGAUGAAGAACCGCCUGUACAUUGUGUUCGAGGGCGAGGAGGGCCAGGACGCGGGGGGUCUCCUGCGGGAGUGGUACAUGAUCAUCUCGCGGGAGAUGUUCAACCCCAUGUACGCCCUGUUCCGUACCUCGCCGGGUGACAGGGUCACCUACACCAUCAACCCCUCCUCCCACUGCAACCCCAACCACCUCAGCUAUUUUAAGUUCGUGGGUCGCAUCGUGGCCAAGGCCGUCUACGACAACCGUCUCCUCGAGUGUUAUUUCACCCGUUCCUUCUAUAAGCACAUCCUGGGCAAGUCUGUCCGGUACACGGACAUGGAGAGCGAGGACUACCACUUCUACCAGGGCCUGGUGUACCUGCUGGAGAACGACGUCUCCACCCUGGGCUACGACCUCACCUUCAGCACCGAGGUGCAGGAGUUUGGGGUGUGCGAGGUGCGGGACCUGAAGCCCAAUGGAGCCAACGUGCUGGUGACGGAGGAGAACAAGAAGGAGUACGUCCACCUCGUCUGCCAGAUGCGCAUGACCGGAGCCAUCCGGAAGCAACUAGCCGCCUUUUUGGAGGGUUUCUACGAGAUCAUCCCCAAACGCCUCAUCUCCAUUUUUACGGAGCAAGAGCUGGAGCUUCUCAUCUCGGGGCUGCCCACCAUCGACAUCGACGACCUCAAGGCCAACACCGAGUACCACAAAUACCAGGGCAACUCCAUCCAGAUCCAGUGGUUCUGGCGAGCGUUGAGAUCUUUCGACCAAGCGGACCGAGCCAAAUUCCUACAGUUUGUGACGGGAACCUCCAAGGUGCCGCUGCAGGGUUUCGCCGCCCUGGAAGGAAUGAACGGCAUUCAGAAAUUCCAGAUUCACCGCGACGACCGGUCUACCGAUCGACUGCCCUCCGCUCACACCUGGUAUGGGGCUCUAAGCGAGCUUUACGGGGUCCCCCCCUGCGCCGACCCCCGGCAAUUCCUGUCCCACCUGGCCCGGCGACAGGGCCGGCUCCGUCCCGGGGGGCUGCCAGACCCCCACGCCGCCGCCGUGGCCCUGCUGCGUGACUGGACCAGCGGGAAGAUCUCCUACUACACCCACCCCCCUGAAACGCAGGGGGUGCAGCUGGAGGCCCAAAUCCUGACAACUCUGGGACCGGCGCUUGACCUGGAGGCACUGGAGAGGGGCGAUGCCGAGGCGCUGGCAGCUGUACCAGUGACGGUGACAGGCAUUGGGCUGUCCCCGUGUGUCCCCGAGGCGGAGGAAGAGGAGGAGAAAGCCGGCGGGGAGGAAGAAGUAGCCAUGGAGGAUGAUGAUGGCGACCUGGAGCUCGGCACAGUGACGGUGGAGCUGAAGCCCCGGGUGAAGACGGCAGGCAGCGGGGAAGGGUCUGCACCCCGUGCCCCCCGUUUGGAGGAGGUGGCCGCCCUCCACCCCCUGUUACAGGGCCAGGGGCUGCGGGCUGCCAGCAAACGGAGGAAAAAGCUACAAAAAAGAGCAGAGAAAAUCGCCACAAAGCUUUCGGAGACACUGGAGGCGGCCAUGCAGUUCUGA
Molecule: messenger RNA, 9735 nt
Organism: Haliaeetus leucocephalus (bald eagle)
Lineage: Eukaryota; Metazoa; Chordata; Aves; Accipitriformes; Accipitridae
Gene: HUWE1
Product: HECT, UBA and WWE domain containing 1, E3 ubiquitin protein ligase
Exons: 64
Coding region: 1-9735 (3244 amino acids)
Biological process (GO): proteasome-mediated ubiquitin-dependent protein catabolic process; Golgi organization; membrane fusion
Cellular component (GO): Golgi membrane; nucleus
Molecular function (GO): protein binding; zinc ion binding; ubiquitin-protein transferase activity
Source: RefSeq, a predicted model, not a curated record